AUGGAGAUUGACAUGGACGCAAUCAAACUUAAGAGUAAGCCUGCGCCAUUCUUCCGAAUAGAAUACUUGAGUAAGGUGAAUGUCACCAAUCAGAUAGAAGCGGACCCAUACGCACAAACAGAGCGAUCAACUACCAGCACUUCUACUAACCAGUCCACAACGAAACCUCCGCCAUCAACCACGACAUUCCCAGCCACCAACCCGCCACCCAAGAAGACUGCAACCACAGCGACGACCCCAAGGCCUACAAUUACACCACCUGCCGUGACCAAGCCGCCUGUGGUUAUACCAUCUUACGUGCAGAGCAUCUCUAAGGCAAAAUCACUGGAUCCCAUUGAACUUCACAUAACAACCAUAACCACACCUACUACUACCCCGGCGACACAACCGAAGGUAACAACAACCCCUGUUCGCACUACAACCGUACGUUUAUUUUGCACAUCACGGGCUGAAGAGAUGACAUACUCGAGCGUUCUUGACGCUUAUGAGGCUACUGUUUCUCCACUGAUGUUGAUGGAUAACGUAUCGAAUACUGUCUCUCCGAUGACAGUCGAAAGAAUCGCACGAGGAAAGACGAUUUUGCAAAAGUUGAAAUCACAUAUAUUUGGCCCUGAUGAAGAAGUGCACGAGUCAGAUCUGAUCUGUAACUGUAAUGGUGCUUUAUGCGAUAACAAAUUGGUUCAUCUUCUUGGAGAAUCUUACAAGGGUAAAUGCAGAGCAAAGCGUGGUCGCUGUUUCAAGGUCUACGAUGAAGAGCAUGAUAACCAUAUGUCUAUGGGUUGGCGGUCUUUGGCGCUGCUGCUCUGGCCCUGCUCCGGAAUCAAAGAAUAG
This is a messenger RNA of Cylicocyclus nassatus, 831 nucleotides long. The record is from the annotation of a GenBank genome assembly. NCBI's taxonomy places the organism in Eukaryota, Metazoa, Nematoda, Chromadorea, Rhabditida, Strongylidae.